AUGAUGUUAUGCUAUCGUGAUCGGUCAAUUCCAAAAGAUUUAAACCUUGUGCAGUUAUUCUAUAAUUCAUUAAAAAAGUUUGCCAAUAUGUACAAUGUUUACAUACAAUUGAUUUUAUCAGAGAUCAAUAUUGAACAAUUGAAAGAAAUGAUGAAAUUAUCUGUAAAAUGUAAACAUUUCAAAUCGAUAUCCAAUAAAUCAAUUAAUCAUCGUUAUAUUUUUAAUAUAUUACAAAAAUAUAUGGAUUGUUUUAAAGAUGCUUUCUAUUCUAAGCAUAAUUUCAAUAUAUUUUUAAAAUAUAUCCUUUUUAUAUAA
Schistosoma bovis is the source of this 315-nucleotide messenger RNA. Lineage: Eukaryota; Metazoa; Platyhelminthes; Trematoda; Strigeidida; Schistosomatidae. The record is from the annotation of a GenBank genome assembly.